This is a messenger RNA of Plasmodium malariae, 765 nucleotides long. RefSeq names its product fam-m protein. The coding region runs from base 1 to 765 and encodes 254 amino acids. The transcript is spliced from 2 exons. Lineage: Eukaryota; Apicomplexa; Aconoidasida; Haemosporida; Plasmodiidae. The record is from RefSeq and is a predicted model, not a curated record.
AUGGAACAGAAAAAUGAGUUACUCUUAUUUAUUGAAGUAGCUUCGUCUAUUCUUUUAUUUUGGAUAUGCCUUUUCAACCAUGAUGCAAACAUUUUUAACAAAUUGUUGGAUAAGAACUGCUAUCCCUGUGAAAAAUUAGAUACAAGAAAUUGUAGAUUACUAACAAAAUAUAGUAGGGACAAAAUUUCAGAUGUUGCAGAUUUUAAAGCAAAUAUAUUACAUAAUAGAGAAUAUGAAAAAAAAAAUAUGUAUAAUAAUGAAAAAGGAGUCAAAGGAAAAAUACAGGAAUAUAAUAGAAAUUCGUUAAGCAAAGCUCAAUUCUAUACAGAAGUUAUUGAUUUUAAUAAUGGAAUGUUUGAUGGAAAACAUUUCCAUUUUGAAAAAAAAUGGAUUAAAAAAAAAGAUUAUGAACAUUUUCUUGAAAAAAAAAGGAGAAUGUGUGCUGUAGCUUUAAAAAAAAUAAAAUUUAAAAAUUAUGGAUAUAUAGUUGCUAUGUUUAUCAUUUUUUACUUGUUUGCAAUAGGAAUACCCUUAUUAGGAAAAUUAGAUUUUUUCAAAAAUGGAUGGAAAUCGCUUGAAGUUGGUAAUUUAUGGAAAAUUAUGUGUGAAUUUGUGGAUGGGUGGGAAAAAACAGCAAAUGGUUAUAUAUUUUUAACAUUAUUUGGUGUACUUAUAGUUAUAUCAAUUAUUUUACUUGUAACAGGAAUUUGUAAGAUCUUAAGUAAUAAUGAAAAAUAUAAUAAAAUUAAAUUGAUUACCGAGUAA